Messenger RNA from Vitis riparia (riverbank grape), 817 nucleotides. RefSeq names its product probable glutathione S-transferase. Gene Ontology annotation, cellular component: cytoplasm. Lineage: Eukaryota; Viridiplantae; Streptophyta; Magnoliopsida; Vitales; Vitaceae. The record is from RefSeq and is a predicted model, not a curated record. Bases 70 to 807 code for a protein of 245 amino acids. Gene Ontology annotation, biological process: glutathione metabolic process. Gene Ontology annotation, molecular function: glutathione transferase activity. The transcript is spliced from 2 exons.
UAGUUCAACAUUCACACGCCUCUCUUAGAAAUAUCCUAAGUUUUAAGCCACUUGGUGAAGUUUGCUUAAAUGCUGAAAAAUUCAUUCUUGUGCUCUUCGUCUAGAGUCUCAAUCGCAUCACUCACAGUAGUAGCAAUGGCAGACGAGAUUAUCUUGUUGGAUUUCUGGGCUAGCCAUUUUGGAAUGAGGGUCAGAAUUGCCCUGGCAGAGAAGGGUCUCAAGUAUGAAUAUAGGGAGGAGAACUUGUGGAACAAGAGCCGUCUGCUUCUUGAGAUGAACCCAGUUCACAAGAAAGUCCCAGUCCUGAUCCACAACGGAAAACCCAUUUGUGAGUCUCUCAUGAUUGUUCAGUAUAUCGAUGAAGUUUGGAAGGAUAAAUCUCCAUUGUUGCCAAGUGACCCUUACCAGAGAGCUCAGGCCAGGUUCUGGGCGGACUAUGUAGACAAGAAGGUUCCACAGCUGUAUCAUGAGCUUGGAAAGAAGAUAUGGUACACCAAAGGAGAAGAGCAUGAGGCAGGUAAGAAGGAAUUCAUAGAGUGCCUUAAGUUUUUUGAAGGAGAGCUUGGAGAGAAACCCUACUUUGGCGGUGAAAAUUUUGGGUUUGAGGAUGUGGCUCUGGUGCCCUUAUCUUGCUGGUUUUAUACAUACGAGAGCUUUGGCAACUUCAGCGUGGAAGAUGAGUGCCCCAAUUUGAUGGCUUGGGCCAAGAGGUGCGGGCAAAAGGAGAGCGUGUCGUCUUCUCUUGCAGACCCACACAAGGUCCAUGGCUUUGUCAUGGAGAUGAGAAAGAGGCUCGGUAUAGAUUAGAGAUGAAACA